This is a messenger RNA of Callorhinchus milii (elephant shark), 9347 nucleotides long. RefSeq names its product ATP-binding cassette sub-family C member 9. Lineage: Eukaryota; Metazoa; Chordata; Chondrichthyes; Chimaeriformes; Callorhinchidae. The record is from RefSeq and is a predicted model, not a curated record. Gene Ontology annotation, molecular function: ATP binding; ABC-type transporter activity; ATP hydrolysis activity. The transcript is spliced from 44 exons. Gene Ontology annotation, biological process: potassium ion transport; transmembrane transport. Gene Ontology annotation, cellular component: membrane. The coding region runs from base 302 to 7069 and encodes 2255 amino acids.
CGCUAAAGAAAUGUAACUUUGUUGUUGUUGCAUAAUCUGGGAUUGUCCUAAUGAUCUCAUAUAAAACAGGAAGUAGGGGAGAGGAAAAGGAGAAAAGAGGGUUAUAGAUUGUAUGCAUGUGCUGAUGGCAAAUAAAAUGUUGAUUUUCCUAAAAUUUCUCAAGGAAGUACGAUUUAUGUGACUGGAUAAAGUACAUGGAUAAAGAGUGAGCACCUUAACCUAAGGAUACUGUUAUAUCCGCUGCAAUUCUCCUGCACAGGUUGAUUGGAGCACUUAAAUUUAAAAGUGUGAGAUUGUAGCAAUGCAUUUAAGAGAACGAAAGGACGUAAUCAGGAUGGAAAAUGUUUGGAAUUUAUUUUGUGGAGUUACUGAGAAAAAUACUACCUUUCCAUCAAAAGAAUUAAACUUAAUUGAAGACUUGUGUUUCACUGAAGGUGUAAACAUUCUUCUACAUGCUGGAUUGGUGAUAUUUUCUAUUUUUGGAAUUUUUGCGACGAGACGUAAAAAACGUACCCCAUUGUUUCAUAGUGACAGUUUACUGAGAGGCUGGGUCCAUUUUCCAUGGCACAAUUGUCGCUGGCUACUAACUUUUGUGUACAUUUUUUUGUCCAUGUGUUGUUUAUGGGAUGGCAUUUUAUCACAGCGUCGCUCCACAAUUAAUAGACCAUUUCUUUAUACAGUAGAUGCAGUGCAGCUACUCUCUUCUAUCCUUUCAAUCAUGUAUUAUGAUGCAGUUGAAAAAGCAAAUGAUCCCCUGUAUUUACUACUCUUCAUCUGUCAUUGGCCCACUGCCUGUGGCAUUAAUGUGUUUAAAGUUUAUCAGCUGUACUUAAAGAACCUCACCAUCUACCAUCUGACCUUUUCCCUCACCUGUAUCCUGGUGGUUGUCUAUGGCUUGUUUAUCAUUCUGGAGCUCUGCGCAUUUUUUCAACUGGGUUACCUUGGUCCAUGGUAUUCCAGACGGGUCCCUCCUUUAGAACUACAAGAUGCAAGCAGAAAGUUUCACCAACCUUAUGUCAAUACCUUUUCACAAAUAACCUACUCGUGGAUUUCAUGGCUGUUAAAAGAAGGGUCUCAUACCCCAAUUCAAAUGGAGACACUUGGAAAACUCUCUCAGCAAGAAAUGGGCCUUACUAAUUUUCAAGUAUUCAAGAGAUCUUAUGAUAAGCAAAUGGAAACUAUAUCCCCAGAAAGAAUGAAGUCUGGUGAUCUGGGAAAAGUUUAUUUCAAGGCAUUCGGCAAGCCUUUCCUGAUUGGAGCAGUCUUGAAGAUUAUAGGUGAUCUGGCAGGAUUAAUUGCACCACUCUGCAUUGAUGGUAUUCUGAGAUUUGUGGCUGAUGACUUUAAGUAUUCAGAGAAGGGAUCAUAUUUUGUGAGUGUAUGGGAAUUCAUCAGUAAUGGCUACAUCUUGACGUUCUUGAUGCUGUCCACAAUGCUCCUUCAGAACAUUUGCUUACAGCUGUCGUAUUACAUUGUUAUCCGGGAGGGAAUGCAUAUAAGAGCAUCUCUGCAGUCAAUGAUUUACAAAAAGGCUCUAUUGCUGCCUGUAUGGGUGUUCAGUGGAGGUCUUCUCACAGUGGGUCAAAUUAUGAAUUACAUGUCAAUAGACUCGUUACAAAUCAUGAUGGCUGCAUUUUUGGGAUUCUACAUUGUUUCAAUUCCUAUACAGAUUGUACUAGCAGUGAUAUUACUGUACUUUCAGCUGGGCAUCAGUGCACUGGUGGGUAUUUCUGUCAUCCUUUUGCUCGCUCCUCUUCAGUAUUUUAUCUCGAAGAAGUUUGCUUCCAUUCAGAAAAGAACUAUGGAGUGUUCAGAUGAAAGGAUCAAGAAAUCCAAUGAGAUGCUUCAUUGCAUUAAGCUUUUAAAACUCUACAGUUGGGAAGGUAUCUUUGCCAGUGCACUUAAAGAAGCAAGGCAGAAAGAGAUGAAGUACAUGUUGAAAGGUUCAUUUUCUGUCAUUUCAACAUUGUUCCUCACUCAGGUGACACCGAUCAUUGCAACCCUGGUGGCUUUCAGCACUUACUCCGCUUUCACUGGGUCACCAUUGACUGCUAACAAGGCAUUUUCAGCACUGGCCCUUUUUGACAAAUUUAAUUCUCCACUUAUUAUAUUUCCAGUGAUUGUGAGGAUGAUUGUGAAUACAGUACUUAGCACUCAUCGAUUAGCAUCAUACUUUAGCACAGAUGAAUUGAAGGGAAUGGGGACGACAUUUAUAGAAUCUAAAAAGGCAGAUGAGCCCUUGCCUCCAGCCAAAAAUGCAGACUUGUCUGUUGAGCAAGUUCAAUUGGAAGAUGAAACUAUACCCGAAAAUUCUACAAGCCGUUACCAAUCUGCGGAUCACCCAGACGAACCACAAAAUAGCUUAUUGAAUAAUCAUUCCAAUAACGCGAAGCCAGAAGAAAGCACAGUAGAUGAUGUAGAAAAUCCUACAAACAGCACAGCCAAUGCCCUGGAGAUCACAAAUGGCAGUUUUGCAUGGAGUAGCAAUUCAGAACAAAUAUGUCUUCAGGAUAUCUCAACAAAAAUUCCUGAAGGCAAAAUUACCAUUCUUGUAGGCAAGGUUGGCAGUGGAAAAACUUCACUGUUGUCUGCCAUGUUAGGAGAAAUGACAACCGUUUCAGGCAACGUGAAGUGGGCAACACCUAAUCAACCAAUAGCAUACUCUGCACAGGCCGCUUGGCUGAGAAAUGCCUCUUUACAGAACAACAUUGUAUUGGAAGAAGAGUUUGAUGAGGAGCGUUUUAAUAUGGUCAUUGAUGCCUGUGCUCUUCAGCCAGAUAUUGAUAUUCUGCCAGCUCGUGAACAAACAGAAAUAGGUGAAAAAGGUAUUAAUCUGAGUGGUGGCCAGAAACAGCGAGUCAGUGUGGCACGAGCUCUUUACUCAAGGUGCUCUGUGGUAAUCCUGGAUGAUCCUUUAUCAGCCCUGGAUGUGCAUGUGGGAAGUCGUGUCUUCCACCAAGGCAUUAUGGGUGUGUUAAAAAAGGAAGGACGAACAGUCAUCAUCGUAACUCACCACCUGGAGUAUCUAAAGGAAGCGGACCAUAUCAUUGUAAUGGAGAAUGGGAUGAUUGAUGCCCAAGGUACCUAUUGGGAUAUUUCUACACAAAAUCCAGACCUGGUGCAAAUUUGGAAGACCCUGAUAGCAAAAGAGGAUAAUGAAGGAGAAGAGGAAGGUAAAGAUGAUAAUUUUGAAGAGGCAUAUUUACAAAUGGAGCAAAAACCUGGUAAUGUGGAUGGCAAACUGGUGCAAGACGAGGAAAAAGAAGAAGGAUCGAUCUCCAUCCGAGUCUACUGGCUUUACAUACGCUCGAUUGGCAUUUUCUUCUUCUUUGGUUUACUUUUUGCAGUAAUAAUCAAGCAAAGUUUUUUUGUGGCUAUUGACUUCUGGCUAGCUGAUUGGUCGUCUGCAGGAACCUUGUUGAUACAGAACAAAUCGCGAAAUGAAAGUGUAAGCAGGAUUGAAAAUCAAGCCGUAUUAACUCAUUAUCUCAAUGGAUACAUUGGGCUGACAUGUGCAGCAGUUAUUACAGCUUUGUUCAGUUCCAUUGCACAUGUACUUUCAGGUAUCAAAGCUUCAAAAUAUCUCUUCAGAAAAAUGCUGGUAAAUGUAAUGGCUCUUCCAUUAAGAUUCUUUGAAUCCACACCUAUCGGAAGAAUUCUGAACAGGUUUUCAUCAGACAUCAAGGCUAUAGACGACCAGAUUCCCACAAACUUGGAGCGUUUCCUAUGGCACUUAUUGCUGUGUUUGAGUGCUGUUUUGAUCAAUAUUAUUAUAUGCUUGUGUGUUUACAAUACUCAUACACCUAACCUUACCUGCAAUUUAAUGGACGAUAAGAUCAGGAUUGUGAACUGCUUCAGUAACAUCUGUAAGAAAGAUAUUUAUUGUUUCCUGGCUCAUUCUAGGGAACUUCAAAGGCUGGACAGCAUUACCAAAUCUCCCGUGUUUGCACAUUUUUCUGAAACACUCGGAGGUCUUACCACUAUCCGGGCCUAUAAAUGUGAAGACAAGUUCUUUGAACAAAUCGUGGACAAGAUUGACUAUAACAACAUUGCUUAUUUAUACCUGAACACCAUAAACAGGUGGCUGGCAAUACGACUGGAUUUCAUAGGAACAACGAUUGUUUUUGCUGCAACACUUUGUGCAUUAGUGACAGCGGAACUGCAUUACCUGGAGGAUGGGUUAGUGGGCUUGGCCAUUUUACAUGCCUUAAAGAUGUCCACUUUCUUAAACUGGAGUGUCCGAGAGAUGGCAGAACUAGAAAUGCAGAUGAAUUCAGUGGAGCGAGUGCAUCACUACACUGAACUAAAAACCGAAAGACAACUUAAAGAAUCAAUGAUGGCACCAGUUUCUAUCAGUUGGCCACGCUCAGGGAAAAUUGAAAUUUAUAAGCUCAGUGUACGCUAUGCUGAUCACCUUGAUCCUGUCUUGCACAACCUAACUCUAACUAUUGAAGCUGGAACAACGGUUGGGAUCUGUGGACGUACAGGAAGUGGAAAGUCCAGCCUUUCCUUGUCACUUCUGAGAAUUAUUGAUAACUAUAAAGCACAGCCAAUGCCCUGGAGAUCACAAAUGGCAGUUUUGCAUGGAGUAGCAAUUCAGAACAAAUAUGUCUUCAGGAUAUCUCAACAAAAAUUCCUGAAGAAAAUUACCAUUCUUGUAGGCAAGGUUGGCAGUGGAAAAACUUCACUGUUGUCUGCCAUGUUAGGAGAAAUGACAACCGUUUCAGGCAACGUGAAGUGGGCAACACCUAAUCAACCAAUAGCAUACUCUGCACAGGCCGCUUGGCUGAGAAAUGCCUCUUUACAGAACAACAUUGUAUUGGAAGAAGAGUUUGAUGAGGAGCGUUUUAAUAUGGUCAUUGAUGCCUGUGCUCUUCAGCCAGAUAUUGAUAUUCUGCCAGCUCGUGAACAAACAGAAAUAGGUGAAAAAGGUAUUAAUCUGAGUGGUGGCCAGAAACAGCGAGUCAGUGUGGCACGAGCUCUUUACUCAAGGUGCUCUGUGGUAAUCCUGGAUGAUCCUUUAUCAGCCCUGGAUGUGCAUGUGGGAAGUCGUGUCUUCCACCAAGGCAUUAUGGGUGUGUUAAAAAAGGAAGGACGAACAGUCAUCAUCGUAACUCACCACCUGGAGUAUCUAAAGGAAGCGGACCAUAUCAUUGUAAUGGAGAAUGGGAUGAUUGAUGCCCAAGGUACCUAUUGGGAUAUUUCUACACAAAAUCCAGACCUGGUGCAAAUUUGGAAGACCCUGAUAGCAAAAGAAUGUGGAUGGCAAACUGGUGCAAGACGAGGAAAAAGAAGAAGGAUCGAUCUCCAUCCGAGUCUACUGGCUUUACAUACGCUCGAUUGGCAUUUUCUUCUUCUUUGGUUUACUUUUUGCAGUAAUAAUCAAGCAAAGUUUUUUGUGGCUAUUGACUUCUGGCUAGCUGAUUGGUCGUCUGCAGGAACCUUGUUGAUACAGAACAAAUCGCGAAAUGAAAGUGUAAGCAGGAUUGAAAAUCAAGCCGUAUUAACUCAUUAUCUCAAUGGAUACAUUGGGCUGACAUGUGCAGCAGUUAUUACAGCUUUGUUCAGUUCCAUUGCACAUGUACUUUCAGGUAUCAAAGCUUCAAAAUAUCUCUUCAGAAAAAUGCUGGUAAAUGUAAUGGCUCUUCCAUUAAGAUUCUUUGAAUCCACACCUAUCGGAAGAAUUCUGAACAGGUUUUCAUCAGACAUCAAGGCUAUAGACGACCAGAUUCCCACAAACUUGGAGCGUUUCCUAUGGCACUUAUUGCUGUGUUUGAGUGCUGUUUUGAUCAAUAUUAUUGUGACCCCUUUCUUUAUUAUUCCAAUCCUUCCCUUGCUUGUUUUCUACUAUUUUCUUCAAAAGUUUUUCAGAGCUUCCUCCAGGGAACUUCAAAGGCUGGACAGCAUUACCAAAUCUCCCGUGUUUGCACAUUUUUCUGAAACACUCGGAGGUCUUACCACUAUCCGGGCCUAUAAAUGUGAAGACAAGUUCUUUGAACAAAUCGUGGACAAGAUUGACUAUAACAACAUUGCUUAUUUAUACCUGAACACCAUAAACAGGUGGCUGGCAAUACGACUGGAUUUCAUAGGAACAACGAUUGUUUUUGCUGCAACACUUUGUGCAUUAGUGACAGCGGAACUGCAUUACCUGGAGGAUGGGUUAGUGGGCUUGGCCAUUUUACAUGCCUUAAAGAUGUCCACUUUCUUAAACUGGAGUGUCCGAGAGAUGGCAGAACUAGAAAUGCAGAUGAAUUCAGUGGAGCGAGUGCAUCACUACACUGAACUAAAAACCGAAAGACAACUUAAAGAAUCAAUGAUGGCACCAGUUUCUAUCAGUUGGCCACGCUCAGGGAAAAUUGAAAUUUAUAAGCUCAGUGUACGCUAUGCUGAUCACCUUGAUCCUGUCUUGCACAACCUAACUCUAACUAUUGAAGCUGGAACAACGGUUGGGAUCUGUGGACGUACAGGAAGUGGAAAGUCCAGCCUUUCCUUGUCACUUCUGAGAAUUAUUGAUAACUAUAAAGGCUAUAUAAAGAUUGGUGGAAUUGAUAUUUCCACUGUUUCACUGGCGUUUUUGAGGAGGGCAAUCUCAAUUAUUCCCCAGGAUCCUGUUCUCUUCGGUGGCUCUGUCAGAUUUAACCUGGACCCAGAAUCAGAUCAUUCUGAUGAAGAAUUGUGGGAAGUGCUGCAAAUUGCCCAGUUAGAUCAGUUUGUCAGUGAACUUCCAGAGAAGUUGGAUUCUUUCAUAGCAGAGAGCAGUGAGAAUCUGAGCAUGGGCCAGAGACAGCUCUUGUGUAUUGCGAGAGCUCUCCUCAGAAAAUCCAAAAUCAUAAUUCUGGAUGAAGCUACAGCUUCCGUUGAUAUGGAAACUGACUCUGCACUCCAAAUUGUUAUGAAAACUGCAUUCAAAAACAGCACAGUGCUUAUUAUUGCUCAUCGCAUACAAACAAUUAUAGACUGUGAGAGAGUUAUAGUUAUGCAUCAAGGGCAGAUUGUAGAAGAUGGAGAUCCAAAGGUCUUACAAAACAAUGAUAGUUUUUUUGCUAAACUAGUCAAAGCAAGCAAUUGAUUGUUUAUAUCGCACAAUACUUAAAUGUUGCAUGUUUUUAGUACUGUAUAGUGGGAAAUACUAGCAAGGGAAUUACAGAAAAAACAGUAUUCAGUGGAUUUGAGAAUUUUAUUUUAAAAACAACACACUUAUAGUUGUUCACAAAAUCCAAAUCCAUUUGUGGAGAUUUCAGUUGGUGCGUUUUGUGAAAGUAGCAGAUUAAAUUUCCCACUAUAAUAUAUAGUAUUGUCUGUUGAUGCCUUUCUUGUGCUUUUUAAAUUUUUGAUUAAAAUGAUAAAGCUCUCUUUAUUCACAGAGUCUCUUAAUGUGUGAAGGCAUGUGGUUGAAUGAAUAAAUUUAGUUACACAUUUAUAUUUACAGCCAAACAACAUUAAUAAAUCAGUUUCUCAACUUAAAGUUGAGAAAUGAUUGCUUGCCACUUUCGCAUUACCAGCUGUAAGAAACAAAUGAGAGACAGUUGUUAUUGUUCAUUUGGAUCUGAACAAGGUUUGCCCUAAGCUCCUCUUUUUACCACAGUACAGUUUCUGUAAAAGGCGUAACAACGAGAAUUUAUGAGUGUUUGUUGGAUGGCAAAAGGUCAAUCAAUUUGCAUUUAGACAAGGAAUAUAUUAAUUAUUUUUGUUAAUGAAACUGAGAACAGAAAACUGGAAUUAGAUUGACUUUACUAUUUCUCUUGAAUGCAAUAAAAUAGUGGCAACAGUUUAGAAAAUUGGGCAGAUUUAUAAAAAUGUAUGGAAAUUAUUAGAGGCAAACUUUGUACAUGUUUUCAUUUAAAUAGAUAUUGUCUGCCACUUAAUGUCUACUGAACAGGAAAUUAAGCAAAUCUCAAGGAUUACGGUAAAGGAGGCCAGUAGGCAAUGAAGUUAGUUGGGUGUAAUUGAAAUAUGUGGAAUGUAUUAACUCUUGCUGCCGUAGUUGCCCAUAUGACUGAACCAGGAGCAAGGUUAGAAAAUAUGAGAUGGUUCUUACUUCACUGCACCCCUUUAAUGGGUAUUUGUGGACUCUCACAGUGCAGUUUGAGUUGACCUUUCUACAGAUAUACUGGUUGUGUUUUGUGAGGAAUCAUUGGGAUUGGGGUGGCCUCCCAAGGCUCUACUGGAAUGUCACUGCCUAUUUGUUUCCCACUCUACCUGAACAGAUACUACAUAGCUUCAUAGAAAUUAUAAUAAACAGUACAAGACCAGCUUCUUUGUGAAUGAGAGAAUGAGUAGAAAGUAUACCAUAAUCAUAUGUUUUGGUAUUCUCGCCCCAGAAAUGUACCUGUAGGUUAUUAAAGGACAUUUUAACCUUGAAGGGCAAAAGGCCAGAGUCACUGGUAUGUUCAGGUAAUGCUACAGCAAGGGCGUAUGGGCAUCCCAGAAAUUAAACCUAAUUUUGUAAUUCAUUUCAAUAAUUUUUCCAAAUGUGCUUGAGAAGCAGCAUAGGAGAAAUAUUACCCUGUCCUAGAUUCACUGGAUAGGGCCUUUUUACACAUCCUAUUCAGUUUCAACUCUGUUUCAGUAUUCUGGAAAAUGACAUCAAGAAACAAUAGUGCUAAUUCAGACUUGGUACAGCAUGUUUUCAAAAUUGUUCUUUAAAGUAGUCCAAUUUGGGACAUUUAGAAAGGGUUUUUCCAGCUAAUGUUUUGCACUUGAUGUGUGUAUGAUCAUUUUGCAUACAUCACUUUCUUUGGAGAGCAGGGCUAGAUGUUGGUAUUGUGCUCAUUUAGUUGAGAUUAUGAACAGUUGAAGUUUUUGUAUCAGUUGGUGGCUUGUGUAUUUGGAGUCCCUUGCCAAGUUAUUUGUAAAGCAAUCGUAUUCAGAUUUUGUAUCACUCCCUGUAGCCAUGAUUAUACAGAGGUGAUUAGAGUAUUCAGUACGUUAGAUCCCAGAUUAUUCUAUUACUUCACAUUAUAAAAUACUGCCUUCACAGCGAAAUAUAUGGGUAAGUACUGUGCUUCAUUUAACAUGAUAAAAACUAGCGCAGAAUUUGUUCUUCUGAAAUGUAUAAACUAAUCAAAGUAAUAUCUCUGGUAAAUUGAAGCAAUUGCUACUCAAAUACUUUCCCAAGUCUGAGCAAGGAAUUGAUAUUCACUUGUGUCAGUGUUUCCAGGCUGUGCCAUGGAAUUGCCACCUUGCAAUAUGGAGCUGUUUUUUGGAGUGGUCUUUUUUUUAUACUUUACAUAAUUUUGUUCUCUUCACAUGUCUGGAAAUUGUAUAUUGUCAUUUAUGUUCGGAAUACAGUAACACCUGUAAAAUUUCUAAAUAAGGUUUAAAAAAAAUUAAAGGGUGUACAAUUU